GGCGUCUUGUGCGUCCCAAUCGCGAACCUCCAACUCGCGACAACUCCCACACGCGCCGCGCCAGUUGUCCGUCCUCAUGGACGCAUGCUACGGCUUCUACCUGUACGGAUAAGGCUGUUACACAUCUGAGCCCUCGCGCUCAAUCUCGCACACACACAAACUCUUCGGCGCAUCCGCAACCGAGGCCGCGAUGCGGUCGCAGCACCGUACUCUCGUCUGCAUCCCCAUCCCCGCGACUCUCCCACCGCACGUCGUCGUCGCAUUUAUCCAGACCUACGCGCCGACUCUCCAGUACAACAGCCAUGUUGCCAACUUCACCGAGAUUCCCUCCGAUCCCAACUCCAUCGCCAAUGACCCCUUCUUUGGCCCCAUGGACAACACCGUCCGCACGUUCCAGAUCCACGAAGUCACCCGCCUGCUCCCGGGCAUCUCCAGAGAAGCCCGAUGGCCCGUCGUCUUCCAGUCGUUCCCCGAUGGCAUACGCUCUCGUGCCGAUCCUCCCAUCGGCACCAUCGUCUGGGCGCGAUGGACCGUUCGUCGCCGGUACGCCGGGUCGCCCGCCCUCUCAGAAAGCACCACCUCCAGCUCAGCGACCGAAGUGGGAGAAGAAUGGGAUCUCUGCGAGGAGGUUCUCACCGAUGCCAAUACCAUGAUGAUGCCCUUUACCGCAAAAGUCAUUGACCAGGUCCACAAUGAGAUAUCCCAAAGGAUUGUGGACGAGGCAUUCAAGGGCUACUUAAACGGGACUCUCCUCCACCAGUGAAGCCCCAGUCAUGCAGAAAACACUGCUGCCAGUCGGGUUAUCACGUCACUAUCCAUGUCCAGAUCGCGCGCAGAGACGCAGCAAUCAAGAUUUGUCUGCUUCCAUAAACAGCCCAUCAGGUAAGGAAGCAAUCCCUCGAAAUUGUGACGGAUCUCGACGCUUGGGGUUCAACUGCUGAUCCUAGCGCUAGGUUUGAGGAAAGCAAUGCUCA
Molecule: messenger RNA, 974 nt
Organism: Ilyonectria robusta
Lineage: Eukaryota; Fungi; Ascomycota; Sordariomycetes; Hypocreales; Nectriaceae
Exons: 1
Coding region: 191-763 (190 amino acids)
Source: RefSeq, a predicted model, not a curated record